Messenger RNA from Microtus oregoni (creeping vole), 4962 nucleotides. RefSeq names its product interferon regulatory factor 2 binding protein 1 (gene Irf2bp1). Lineage: Eukaryota; Metazoa; Chordata; Mammalia; Rodentia; Cricetidae. Gene Ontology annotation, molecular function: transcription corepressor activity. The coding region runs from base 400 to 2154 and encodes 584 amino acids. Gene Ontology annotation, biological process: regulation of transcription by RNA polymerase II. Gene Ontology annotation, cellular component: nucleus. The record is from RefSeq and is a predicted model, not a curated record. The transcript has a single exon.
CUUUCCCUGCGAAGCGGCCUCUGGGGCAGAAGAAGGAGGUGGAGGCGGCGGUGGUGGCCGUUGCAGCGGCGUCGGCAGCAGCGCGAGAGGCGGGAGCCCGGGGCGGCGGCACCCGAGGCCCAUCAAAGAGCUGGAGCUGUGCAUCUCGGCUCACGGCGCGGACCGGACGGGGGCGCCGACGUGCGUGCUCGUGGCUUGCCUUUUCCACGGGAGGCGGGAGUGAGGAGGAAAAAAAAAAGGCUGAGGGCCCAGGGGGCGGGGAAGGGGGGCCGGGCCUGAAUCCGGCGGGGAGGCCGAGCCGGAGGCCAGACUGAGUGGCUCGCGCGCCCGUCCCCGGGCUCGACGAACGUGGGCGGAGGGUGCACAGCGGGGGCACCUGGCGGCGCUCCGGGGGGCGCCAUGGCGUCCGUGCAAGCGUCCCGCCGCCAGUGGUGCUACCUGUGCGACCUGCCCAAGAUGCCGUGGGCCAUGGUGUGGGACUUCAGCGAGGCCGUGUGCCGUGGAUGCGUGAAUUUCGAGGGCGCGGACCGCAUCGAGCUGCUCAUCGACGCCGCCCGCCAGCUCAAGCGCAGCCACGUGCUCCCUGAGGGCCGCUCGCCGGGACCCCCGGCUCUCAAGCAUCCGACCUCCAAGGACCUGGCCACCACGGGCUCCCAGGGCUCCCAGUUGCCACCCCCGCAGGCCCAGGCGCAGCCAUCGGGGACCGGAGGUAGCGUCUCAGGCCCGGACCGCUAUGACAGGGCUACUUCAUCCAGCCGCCUGGCGCUGCCUUCGCCGGCUUUGGAGUACACCCUGGGGUCUCGCCUGGCCAACGGGCUGGGCCGCGAGGAGGCCGUGGCGGAAGGGGCACGCAGGGCUUUGCUUGGCUCCAUCCCCAGCUUGAUGCCCCCCGGGCUGCUGGCAGCUGCAGUGUCUGGCCUCGGAGGCCGAGCCUUGACGCUGGCACCUGGCUUAAGCCCCGCUCGUCCACUUUUCGGCUCUGAUUUCGAGAAGGAGAAGCAGCAGAGGAAUGCGGACUGUUUGGCAGAACUGAACGAGGCCAUGAGGGGCCGGGCGGAGGAGUGGCAUGGGCGUCCCAAGGCUGUGCGAGAACAGCUAUUGGCGCUGUCCGCCUGUGCCCCUUUCAAUGUCCGCUUCAAGAAGGACCACGGGCUGGUGGGAAGGGUGUUCGCCUUUGAUGCCACUGCCCGACCUCCUGGCUACGAGUUCGAGCUGAAGCUCUUCACUGAAUACCCCUGUGGUUCUGGCAAUGUGUAUGCAGGGGUCCUUGCGGUGGCUCGCCAGAUGUUUCAUGAUGCUCUUCGAGAGCCGGGCAAGGCCUUGGCCUCAUCGGGCUUCAAGUACCUCGAAUAUGAACGCCGCCAUGGCUCAGGGGAAUGGCGCCAGUUGGGAGAGCUGCUUACCGAUGGGGUCCGCAGCUUCCGAGAGCCUGCUCCUGCGGAGGCCCUGCCCCAGCAGUACCCAGAACCGGCCCCAGCUGCUCUGUGUGGCCCACCACCUCGAGCCCCAUCCCGGAACCUGGCACCCACGCCUCGCCGGCGCAAGGCAUCCCCUGAGCCCGAGGGCGAAUCAGCUGGGAAGAUGACUACAGAGGAACAGCAGCAGCGGCACUGGGUGGCACCAGGUGGUCCAUACUCUACAGACACACCUGGUGUACCCUCACCCAUUGCUGCCCUCAAGAAUGUAGCCGAGGCCCUGGGCCACUCACCGAAGGACGCUGGUGGGGGUGGAGGCUCUGUGCGUACAGGUGGCGCUAGCCCGGCAGCUUCCUCCACGACCCAACCACCAACCCAGCAUCGCCUGGUGGCGCGCAACGGAGAGGCAGAAGUUAGCCCCACGGCGGGGGCUGAAGCUGUCAGCGGGGGUGGUAGCGGCACAGGGGCGACCCCUGGAGCCCCCUUGUGCUGUACCCUGUGCAGAGAGAGGCUGGAAGACACCCACUUCGUGCAGUGUCCCUCAGUACCCGGACACAAGUUCUGCUUUCCUUGCUCCCGAGAAUUCAUCAAGGCGCAGGGCCCAGCUGGAGAGGUGUACUGCCCCAGCGGAGACAAGUGUCCGCUGGUGGGCUCCUCUGUCCCCUGGGCCUUUAUGCAGGGCGAGAUUGCUACCAUCCUUGCUGGAGAUAUCAAGGUCAAGAAAGAAAGGGACCCCUAGGCCAUCAGUGCCAUCAGGCUACUUUCCCCUCCCCCUUGCCCACCCACCGCAGUUGCGGAUAAAUUAUUCCCUACCGCACCCAACCUGGUACCACCCUAACCUGUGUAUAUACCCUCUUUCCCUGCCCGGAUGGAUCCCCUGGGGUAGAUACAUUGUGGGUGGGGGUAGAGCUUGUGGCUCCUGUCAGAGCUGGUGUUUGGAGUUCCUGGGCCCCUCCGAUUACCUUCUCCUUUCUUGGCUUGGCUUUUAUGCUGUUGGUAGUUGGGGGAGAGGUACCCCACUUGUCCUUGAGAAGGGACCUCCUGAGUACUUGCUCUUUAUAAAUGAAGCAAAAGCAUUUUAUUGCACCCUCCCACCCUUUUCCUCCUUCAAUAAACCGAAAGAUGGGUUGGGGUUUUUUUUUUUUUUCCCCCUACUUGGUCCCUUUAGUUGUGUGAGAUGCUGCGCCCCCUUCGGGACUGGACGUGUCCUGCGAGAGAGCGGACUUCUGCGAUGUGACCACUAGGUGGCGCCCUUUGUCCAGCGGGCGGCUGUUUGUAGUGUACAUUUGCUGUGCUCUCAUUAAAAGGUGUAGUCGAGGCCGGUUUUGCAAACGAUGGAACUGAGGUUUUGACAGGGUUUGGCUCUUGCCUGGGGACCACAGACAAGCCCGGGAAUAGGAAUGGUAUGCGCUGUAGGUGGCCGAUACUCUGAAUGUGGAAAGGAAGCAGGAGGCUUCCUAGGGCAAUUUAUCCGAAGGUACGUUUCUAGGGGAACUGCCCACGGAGAAAGUAAGCUUUACCUUCCCGAGCAAAUAAGAUGCGUAAAAGCAGGGUGAUGGCUUCUUACUUCAGAUGGUGUCCGAGAGGUGGACACUCCUGAGAAUGAGAAACUUCCUCGCAUCCUUCAUCUGGGGACAUGGCGGCCACCUUAGAACACCCAGGAGCUAAGUAAAAGGCUCUCACCCGCCGCGGCUGCUUCUGAUGUGUGCGCGGCCUUGUCCCGCACCUGUCCUGGGUGACUGAUCAUUAACCAGGAUUUCCUGCUCCCUGACGUCAGGGGGCGGGGUCUGGGGCCUAAGUAGGUUGUGGCAAAACAGGGGUUAAAAAGAGAGGAUGGCCCCAGGAACCCUGCCCCAUUCCUACUGUGACCCUUACUGGGAGAUUAGGGGAAGGAUUGGAAUGCGGAGCCACAGGGGUGAUACCUGCACAGUGAGAGUCGGGGGUUGUGUCUUCACCACUGCACAAUGCUCAGCUCUGAGACCCAAGGGUGCUCCCAAUCGUCCUCCCAGAUGUUCCCUAACCUGAACACGAACUGUCACAUGCUCGUCGGUGUACUACCAGGGUCCCCCUCCCCAUUCACUUAAAUACAUAUCACAUGCACACAUCCCACUAUCUUCUGAGUUCUUGGGCUCAAGGGUUCCGUCCCCCCUACCCCAGUGCUCAGGCAACCCCGGCACUUAUAGCCUGGGGCUCAGGGCAGGGCUGGGAAAACCAUCUCUGAUUAAAUACACCAGGUGAUAAACCACACCAGGGGUGGUGCUGGAUGGAGGGCCCCUCCUUCAAAAGUCUAGCUGAUCCAGGGCUGCAGCCCCAAGUAGUGGGGCUUUCACCCUCCCCCUAAAACCUCAGGAAUAGAGGCCUCCUCACACCUGGCCACUCUGCUCCAGGAAGGGCUCACAGCUGUGGAAGACACCUGGUCCUUUAAGAGCAGCUGGUAGGUGGGUGGGGGGCAGGGGAGUCACCCCCAGCCUGGCUGCUGUGUAUUUUAGAUAGAGGUUGGGUUAACUAUUAACAGAACAGACGUGCUGACCUGUGCAGGUGGGGGGGGGAGGCUGGGUCAGUCCCCCUUUCCCCAGUGGUCAGGUGGGGUUAGGGCGGAGGGAUUUGGGGUUUGUUUGGGAACCGGGGAGUAGGCAGAAUAAGAAAAAUUCUACAGAAAGAUCCAGAAAAUGUGGGAAUCAGCAGAGGUGAGAGAGAGGAACAAGAGGCCUGUUGGUAAGGGUUGGGAGUGGGGCUUAAGUGGUAGAAACCCUGCCUAGAGUGGGGGGACUCGGUGUGUGACUCCGUGGGACCUGCCUAGAAUCCCCCAGUGAGGGUCUGGGAAGCUUUUGCUAGGUGGUAGAAUACUUACUUGCCUAAGCAUCUGGGAAGCCAUGGGUUCCAUCCCAACACUACAAUUUUUUUUUUUUUAAAUUCACUGAGCCAGAGACAUGGGGAAAAAAUACCGCAAAAAUGAAUGAGAACAACCAGGCAGUGUUGGCACACACCUUUAAUCCCAGCAUUUGGGAGGCAGAGGCAGGUUCAUCUCUGAGUUCAAGGCCAGCCUGGUCUAUGGAGCUAGUUCCAGGACAGCCAAGGCUACACAGAGAAACCCUGUCUUGAAACAGCUCCCCGCCCCAAAGAAAACAAAUGCUCAGAGAAAGUUUAAUGGAGAGAUGUCCAGAAAGGUUGAGAAAGGCAGGUGCACAGAGAUGCCAGUCAGGCUCGGGAGCUGGGAGGAUUGGAUGCCGAGUGAUAGCCAUAAUCCCUACAUGCAAGAGGCUGAGGCAGAAACAUCAACACAAGUUCUAGGCCAACCUGGGCUGCAUGGGAACAGUCCAUCUCAAAACGCAAAAGAGAAAAGAACAGAAAGCACGUAGGCAACACUAAGACUUCAAACUUGUUCAAACUAGGAAGCUUCCGGAAAGAGAAAGCCGAAGACCUCUGGGAAGAAGUACAAGGCCAGGCCUGUCCUGAAUCCUCGGUUGUUCCCCACGUGGUGAAAACGGCCUGGCUAGUUCUUCCUUACCCUCCCAGCUUUGCUCACUGUACCUCCCCAACUGCCAGU